Molecule: messenger RNA, 3522 nt
Organism: Pseudopipra pipra
Lineage: Eukaryota; Metazoa; Chordata; Aves; Passeriformes; Pipridae
Product: mas-related G-protein coupled receptor member D-like
Exons: 2
Coding region: 1949-2887 (312 amino acids)
Biological process (GO): G protein-coupled receptor signaling pathway
Cellular component (GO): membrane
Molecular function (GO): G protein-coupled receptor activity
Source: RefSeq, a predicted model, not a curated record
UUCAUCACACUGAAAUGAUGUGGCCCAGAAAGUCAUGUCUCAUCUGUGCUCCUGUUCUCACCACCUUGAUCCUCAAAAGCCCCCAGACCAGAGGAGAUGAUGGUGAGGGACAGAAAUUAUGUUUUCAGCUCCCUCUGGCUCAGUGUUCUCCUGUGCCACAGGGAUGGAGAGAAAAUCCAAGUGCUGCUGGCACCAUCAUCCAGCUGCCAAAUCUUCAUCCUCCAAGGGACCAACCUUAAACCUCCGAGGGGGUUGGACUGGGGAGGCAGGAAGGGAUGGGAAAAGAGGAAAGUGCUGUGGUGACCAGCACUCUGAGGUCAGACAGACUGGCAAAGAGGGUCUGACAGCUGUGGGAAAGAGAAAUUCUGUACUGGGGGUGGAGAAGCCCAUGGAGCAAACUGCAAGACCCAGAAGAGGUAGAAAUAGAGGCUGAGAAGUACAGGAGGAAUCCUCUAGGAGGCUGAGCUUUUCCUGCCAGAUGAGAUAUCAGCUUCCCCACGCUGCUACCAGAGCCAUAAUAUUUGCACAUUGUGAUUUCCUUUGUACAUAUACAAACCUGACCUUCACAUAAACAAACAACUGAUGUUUGUAAAUCUCGUGUGGGAAAUUCAGAUUUCUAGAGAACAUGCUCAGGACAUUGCUCAGGGAAGCAGAAGAUGAGAGAUCCUGGGGAAUUCUGUUCUUUAAUCAAGCACAGGACUUGAUGGGGCAGCCACAGCUUCUCUGGGCAACCUGUUUCAGUACCAGUCUCACAGGGAAUAAUUUUUUCCCAAUAUCCAAUCUAAACCCCCUCUCUGUCAGUGUAAGGCCAUUGCCCCUUGUCCUGUCACUCCAUGUCCUUGUCUCUUGGAGGCCCUUUAGAUACUGGAUCAUGACCUGUUUGCACUGUAAAGAGUCAGCUUGGUGAGAGGAUGUGAGAUUUGGAUUUCACAGUUUUGGACACAAACACAGCACCAGUAAGGAAGAGAGGAGGCAGUUUUGGUCCUUGGGUCCUCACACAUGUCAGUUCUCAGCAGGAAUAUCUCUGCUCCCAGAUGCAUUUGAGUCUGGGUGGGAAUCAUCUCACCUCACUCCAGCUUUCUAGAAUUCCAUGGAAUUAAUUUUGGGUGCUGAAUGACUCCAAAGGGAGUGUGGAAGACAACUUAGACAAGCCCUGUAACUUCCCAAUGGCUAAAGCCAGGCAAGUAGCAUUGAUUCACCCCUUCUUCUAUUCCUGAAAUCCUGAAUCAUCCCUCUGCCAUCUGCCCAUGCUGCAUCUCAUGCCCAGAUUUUAUUAUUCCACGAGCUCCGUGACACACAAAGUAGAAUCCUCUUGGAAACUGUGGCACAGGUCAAGUAUCACUGAGUUUGUGGUAUACAAGUGGAAAAAUCAGAUUUGAAGCAGAAAUCGAAGUUUCCCAGCAAGUUUGUAGUGCAGGGUCCUAAAGAUCCACCCCUGGAAUGGGAGGAGAAAAAUUCAGCCAGUUCAAAGAUCAUAUUUUGAGAUUGGGGUUGCUUUAAAAGGAAAGAGGAACCUGACACGGAGACAAAUUCUUUUCCCAUAGGUCUCUUUUCUGAGGCUCUCUUUUGUUAGUCAUUUCCUGUACAAAGCCAAGAGUAGAUUAGAACCAGAACCCUUCUACUGUCACAGGCGGGGGAAUAGUUCCCCCUUUGCAAGAGCCCUCGAGAACAUGAGUCAACACUGAGAAAAGGGGGAUGUGAAAGGUCCAGGGACAGACCCCAUGCCAGACACUGCUCAGGCUCACCAGGAAGGCUUCGCUCCCAUUUUCCAAGUGAUAAUUCCAGCAAAACUCCUGGAGGUCCCAUUCCAGAGACAGCAGCUGGCAAGUGUGAGAUGAUGUGAGACCGCAGCGCGUCUGCUCCAGUGGAAUUCUUCAGGCUGCGAGAGGAAAGAAGGUCAGACUCUUCUGGCUGUGUGAGGGGAAGGAGAAGCAGCAGAGGUGUCACAAUGGAUACAUCCUCUGCCACGGAAAGAGCCAGCCCCGCUUGCUGGAGCCAAUCCAGUGGGAUGGCAUCUAACAGGAACUGGAGUGAGGACAACCCCUACAACUGGACCGACUGUGAAAGCAGCCACUUGAGCAAAGUCCCUGUCACACUCCUCAUCUGCCUCUGUGGGAUGGUUGGGAAUGGGGCUGUUCUCUGGCUCCUUGGCUUCCACAUCCACAGGAACCCCGUCACCAUCUUUAUCCUCAACCUGGCCAUCGCUGACUUCACCUUCCUCCUCUCCAUCACCGUCACUCUGGGGAUAUAUUAUGUCCCAGAGAGCCUCUGUCAUGAGCUGGGCUCACAGGGAGUGACAACUGUGCUGAACAUCAUCAUCUUGUUUGCCUUCACUGCCAGUGUCUACCUGCUGACAGCCUUCAGUGCUGUGACAGCUCUGUCUGUCCUCCCCAUGUCCCACUGUCCCUGCCACCACUCUCAGCGUUUCCCAGUGCUCCUGUGUGCCCUGAUCUGGGUCCUCUCCUUCCUGCUCACCAUGACCCUCUACUCCCACCCUUCAGCGCUCAUCGCCUUUGUCCUGAGCUACCUCUUAUCAGUGCUCACUCUGAUCUGCUCUGGUCUAACCCUGCUUGUUUUCCUAUGCUGCUCAUGGAAACAUCUUCCAAGGAAGCUCUGUGCUGUGGUCCUUCUGGCUGUCAUCUUCUUCCCCUUCUCCACUGCUGAUUUUGGGUACUGGCUCUUGCUCAGGGUGUUUGAUUUUUCUGUCUUUGUCCUCAGCGCCUCCCUCCCGCUCGCCUGUGCCAACAGCAGCGUCCACCCUCUUAUUUACUUCUUGGCUGGGAGCUGUGCAAAGAAGUCCACACUCUCUGUUAGUGCUGCCUUCCAGAGGACUUUUGAAGAUGUGUCAGAGCCUCAAAAUAGAGACAACACAGUGGAAUCAUCAUAAAAUGGAAUCAUCAUAAAAUGAAAUCAUCAUAAAAGAGAAUCAUAAAAUAUCCUGAGUUGGAAAGGACCCAUGAGGAUCAUUGAGUCCAACUCCUGGCCCUGUACAGGACAACCCCAACAAUCCCACCAUGUGCCUGAGAGUGUGUCCAAAUGCUCCUUGAGCUCCGUCAGGCUCCCUGGGGACCCUGUUCCAGUGCCUGAUCACCUUCUGGUAAAGAAACUUUUCCUAAUAUCCACCCUAAACCAGCUGUUUAAACCCCUGCCACCCCAAUUCUAUGAUUUUGAGAUGCUCUGGGGAUGGAGGUGCCCUGGGGCAAUACUGAUGUGGGUCUAGCUGUAGCUGAGUGGAAUUAACUGCAGCACAAGGAAACGUGGUGGGUGGCAGGGGAACUCCUGCCUGGGGUGGAUGCUGGAUGAUGUGAUGAAUAAUCAUAGAAUCAUCACAGAGUGGUUCGGACUGGGAGGAAUUUUACAGAUCAUUGAGUUCCAAACCCCCUACCAUAGGCAGGGACACUCAUGAAACUUGUUGCUUUGAAAUCUGCUUUGAAUCUUUCCUAUUCAACAGGUCUGAGCUUUCCCUGUCUCAAAACUGAGCUUCUCUACCUUGUGGACUAUUAAAACCAAGUCACCAAGGCU